UUGAUGUAGGUGGGGCCCGAGGUCUCCGUGGCUCUCAGAAGCAGGUGCAGCCAGAGGGUGGAGACCCGGGGAGCCAGGGUCAAGGUGGACGGUGUGAAGGCCGCGGGAGACCCUCAGGGGCCACCACUCUGCACCUCCGUCCUCUCGCAAAGACUGAGCCAGAGCCACCCGUGCUGGAGCCGAGGGUGGACAUGUUCAGCUCAGGUAUGACCGUCAGCGGCCCACCUGCGGAUCUCAGCGCUACAGAAGCCGGCAGGCCCGGGAGGAAGCAGCUCAGCGGAGUCCAGAGCCCCUGCCCGUCUGCUGCAGCCGCGGCCCGGCACAAGGCCCUCAGCAUAAAGGACAAGAUAUCCGAAUGGGAAGGGAAGAAGGAGUCGCCUGCUCCCGCACCUGCCAGGAGAGCAGACGGGGCAGCGGGACACCUGCAGCCCUGCGCAGGGGAGAGGAGAGGCAGAGAUGGCGGCGGGAGAGCCCAGACCGAGCGGGGUGGAGGGAGAGUGACGGCCAAGCGCCAGGACGCGGCGCCGAGGCCAGACCUCAGCCAGCCAGACGGGGAGCCGGAGGCCGGCUGGGGCCGGAGCCAGGAGCCACGGUGUGGCAGGCGCCUGCCGAGCGAUCAGCUCUCGGUGCUGAAGCAGGUCGAGAAGCUGGAGCAGGCUCUGAAGGACGGCUCGGCCGGGCUGGACCCCCAGAUGCCGGGGACCUGCUAUUCCCCACAUUGCCUGCCUGACAAGGCGGAGCAGGGGCUCCCCGCCUCUGAGAGCCACGGAGGCAGGGCUGGCUCGGGGGGCAGCCAGAGGGGCCAGCCGUGGGACCUGGGGGCCAGGGAGCCUGCCCCUGAGGCUGCCGAGGAGAGGCAAGGCCCAGAGAACGUGUACGGGGGCUCGGAGGGGUCGCCCCCGCAGCCCUUCAUCAACCCCCUUCCCAAGCCCCGGAGAACGUUCAGGCAUGCCGGAGAGGGGGCCGAGGACGGGCACCCAGCCACCGGCUUCCGGAAGGAGAGAAGAACCCUGCCCCCUCUGCCCGCCCUCCCUCCCCCACCCCUGCCCUCCUCGCCCCCACCUGCCGCCGUGACCAGGAGACUGGGGAACGGGAGGCAGAAGCCCAGCGCUGACCACAGAAAGUCCUACGAGUUUGAAGACCUGCAGUCCUCCUCGGAGAGCAGCAGGGUGGACUGGUACGCGCAGACCAAGCUGGAGCUCACACGCACUUUUUCAGAGGAGAACGUCUAUGAGGACAUUCUGGACCCGCCCGCGAAGGAGAACCCGUACGAGGACAUCGAGCUGCACGGCCGCUGCCUGGGGAAGAAGUGUGUCCUGACCUUUCCCGGCUCCCCCACGUCUCCCAUCCCCGACACGCCCACCAAGCAGUCGUUGUCCAAACCUUUUCUCCGGCAAAAUUCCGAGAGGAGGAACUUCAGACUCCUGGACACCAGGAAGCUGAGUCGGGAUGGAACUGGGUCCCCUUCCAGAGUGAGCCCCCCCUCCACGCCCAGCAGCCCCGACGACACUUUCUUUAACCUUGGAGACCCACAGAACGGCCGGAAGAAGAAGAAGAUCCCCAAGCUGGUGUUGCGAAUCAACGCCAUCUACGAGGCCCGGAGAGGGAAGAAACGCGUGAAGAGGCUGUCCCAGUCCACAGAGAGCAACUCAGGAAAAGUGACAGACGAGAACAGCGAGUCUGACAGUGACACCGAGGAGAAGCUGAAAGCCCACAGCCGCCGCCUGGUCCACGUGAAGUCCCGGCUGAAGCAGGAUCCUCGGUACCUGGCGCUUGACCGGGAGCUCAUCGAGUACCAGGAGAGGCAGCUCUUCGAGUACUUUGUGGUCGUGGCCCUGCACAAGAAGCAGGCGGGGGCUGCCUACGUGCCAGAGCUCACCCAGCAGUUUCCUCUGAAGCUGGAGAGGUCGUUCAAGUUCAUGAGAGAGGCGGAGGACCAGCUGAAGGCCAUCCCCCAGUUCUGCUUCCCCGACGCCAAGGACUGGGCUCCUGUGCAGCAGUUCACCAGUGAAACGUUCUCCUUUGUCCUAACCGGAGAGGAUGGGAGCAGAAGGUUCGGGUACUGCCGCAGGCUGCUGCCUGGAGGCAAAGGGAAGCGUCUGCCCGAGGUCUACUGCAUCGUGAGCCGCCUGGGGUGCUUCAGCCUCUUCUCUAAGAUCCUGGACGAGGUGGAGAAGCGACGCGGCAUCUCCCCGGCCCUGGUGCAGCCCCUCAUGAGGAGCGUCAUGGAAGCCCCCUUCCCAGCCCUGGGCAAGACCAUCGUCGUGAAGAACUUCCUGCCUGGCUCAGGGACCGAGCAGGUGAUCGAGCUGUGCCGCCCGCUGGACUCCCGGCUGGAACACGUGGAUUUCCAGUCUCUGUUCUCGUCUCUGAGCGUCCGCCACCUGCUCUGUGUGUUCGCCUCGCUGCUCCUGGAGAGGAGGGUCAUCUUCAUUGCAGACAAGCUCAGCACCCUGUCCAAGUGCUGCCACGCCAUGGUGGCGCUCAUCUACCCGUUCAGCUGGCAGCACACCUACAUCCCGGUGCUGCCGCCCACCAUGAUCGACAUCGUGUGCUCUCCCACCCCCUUCCUCGUCGGGCUGCUGUCCAGCUCACUGCCGCUGCUCCGGGAGCUGCCACUGGAGGAGGUCCUUGUGGUCGACCUCGUCAGCAGUCGGUUCCUCAGACAGAUGGACGACGAGGACUCCAUCCUGCCACGGAAGCUGCAGGUGGCCCUGGAGCACAUUCUGGAGCAGAGGAACGACCUGGCCAGUGAGCAGGUUGAGGGGCCCCCGGACUGCAAGCACGGCCCCGAGUCCAGCCCCUUGAACGAGGUGGUCUCCGAAGCCUUUGUCCGCUUCUUCGUGGAGGUCGUGGGCCACUACUCCCUGUUCCUGACGCCGGGCGAGCGCGAGGAGCGGACGCUGCAGCGAGAGGCCUUCCGCAAAGCCGUCUCCUCCAAGAGCCUGCGCCGCUUCCUGGAGGUCUUCAUGGAGACCCAGACGUUCCGAGGCUUCAUCCAGGAGCGGGAGAUGCGCCUGCAGGAUGCCAAGGGUCUGUUUGAGGUCCGAGCCCAGGAGUACCUGGAGACCCUGCCCAGCGGAGAGCACAGUGGUGUCAAUAAGUUCCUCAAGGGGCUGGGCAAUAAGAUGAAGUUUCUGCACAAGAAGUAGCCUCAGCUCGGCCCCGAGGAAGCCCUGGCAGCAUGAACACGGGCUGUGCACAGCUCCUGGCAGCAGAGGCUGGGCCGCCCCCAGGCCGCCCUCCCUCGGGUCGGCACUGGAAAGGGAGCGAGGACCAGGCACGGCGCCCCCGUGCCAGCGAGCGUGGCGGUGGCUGGAUUCUGGGGACUGGGUUUCUAACCUUCGGUAUUAAAAAAGA
Messenger RNA from Lepus europaeus (European hare), 3360 nucleotides. RefSeq names its product DENN domain containing 2A (gene DENND2A). Bases 192 to 3152 code for a protein of 986 amino acids. Gene Ontology annotation, cellular component: actin cytoskeleton. The record is from RefSeq and is a predicted model, not a curated record. NCBI's taxonomy places the organism in Eukaryota, Metazoa, Chordata, Mammalia, Lagomorpha, Leporidae. The transcript is spliced from 19 exons. Gene Ontology annotation, biological process: retrograde transport, endosome to Golgi.